Messenger RNA from Lotus japonicus, 1564 nucleotides. Its product is annotated as zinc finger CCCH domain-containing protein 15. Gene Ontology annotation, molecular function: mRNA binding; metal ion binding. The coding region runs from base 147 to 1220 and encodes 357 amino acids. The transcript is spliced from 3 exons. The record is from RefSeq and is a predicted model, not a curated record. Lineage: Eukaryota; Viridiplantae; Streptophyta; Magnoliopsida; Fabales; Fabaceae.
GUUAGAAAAGUGUGUCCAUGACGGUUUUUCCCUCGCACAUGGCACCAGUCACUAUAUAACCUCCUUCUUCUUCCUCUCUUUCUCUCUCAACUCGCUUUCUCUCUCUAAAACUUCCCUUCUCUCUCUAGAAGCAACAGUGAGAGAGAAUGCAAAUGCAUAACAAGAACGCUUGCUCACCGUCCUCCAACGGCGGUGGAUUCCGCACCGCCACCACCGCCGGCUCCUUCGCUUCCAUGUACGACUACGAGAAGCUCCCGUCGCUGUCAGGAAACUCCAGCGGCGCUUCGCUUUACCCGUACACCGGCUCUGCUGCUCAGUACGACUCUUGCUUCAUCCAGAAGCAGCAGGACAUGGUGAAUCGCCACAACAUGUGCCUCACUCGCCUCCUGGAAACUUCGAAGGAGGUUGAGGCUCUGCAACAAGAGAACGGCCAGCUCCGUGCCGUGAACAACGAGUUGCAGAAGCAGUUGGAUCAGAUCGUCAUUCAGGCCUCGCUGGAGAAUCGAUUUGGAGGAGUCGGCGGUGGUUGUGGCGGCUCUGCCGGCCAGACGCCGCCGUCGGCGGCGUUUGAGCAUCUCGCACAUGCGUUCCGUAGCUUCCAAAUUGGGGAUGGGAAAGAGAACUGCGCUGAUUGGAAUACCAACAAUAUCAACAAUAUGAAUGAUAAGGAGAUGCAGGAGGUUUCAGAUCACGCGAGUCCAACGAGCGUGAUUGAGAGUAACAAUGGUAAUGUUGAAGUGGAGAGGUACUCGCUGCCGAAGAGCAUCUCUGUUAGGUCUAAUGGCUACUUGAAGUUGGCUCAGCCUGUGCCUCCGGCGGCCACCACCAAUAAUGCUUGCCGCCCCAAGAAUGCUACUCGCCCACGCGCCUCCUCCACUCCCUCUGAUACUGUUCAAAAGGUGUAUGUGCGUGGAGGGAAGAAAGAGGAAGAGCCUCUGGAGAUGGUAGUGUAUAACCAGGGGAUGUUCAAGACUGAGCUGUGCAACAAAUGGCAGGAAACUGGUGCAUGCCCAUAUGGAGAUCACUGCCAAUUUGCUCAUGGGAUUGGGGAGCUUCGCCCAGUGAUCCGCCACCCACGCUAUAAAACAGAGGUCUGCAGGAUGGUGCUGUCUGGGGUUGUGUGCCCAUAUGGCCAUAGGUGCCAUUUCCGCCACGCACUUACUGAACAAGAGAAAGCUGUUUCACAGUCUAAGCCCAGAACAACCAAAAUGGAAAGAUGAGAGAGUCUGCUGAAGUUGUUAUACACAUCAAAACAUAAAUGGUACAUAUAAUUCUUGAUUGUCUGUAAUUACAAACAUGAACAGACAUAUGAGGUAGAGUAAUUACUUUCAUACAGUAAAAAAACAAAGAGGCUUGCGGCAAGAUGAGAUGUAGAUCAGGAUUCGUAAGGAGAAUGUGGUCCUUUCUUUUUUGUUUGUUUGGGCAUUCUGGUUUUUGAAAAUCACAUACUGAUACGUCUGAUUGUCCCAACCCAAGAAUUAUACUUUUGUCUUGUUAUUUCAUCAUAAUGAGAUUUGAUUCUUUGCAAAGUAAGUAAUUUCUGAUUGUGGUUGUGAUGUUUCUA